GUAUAACUUAAGGAAACGUUUGAUUGUAUGAAACGUAUUGUGAAUGCAAUUGAGUUUGUGUUGUAUUUAACGGCAAUUUAAUUGAAACCCAAUUGCAGUCAAAGUUUGCUUACAUUUUGUGUUCAAAUAAUGGCUUCAAAUGAGUUGUUUUGGUUCAGAGGAAGUGUCAACGAAGCCAUCAUUAAGUCGAAGAAUGAGCGCAAAGUCUUCAUUGUCUUCAUCAACGGAACUGAUGACAUCUCUGCCAAAAUGAAUGGUCUCUAUGAGAGUCUGUCGCAGAAGUUGUCUGAACUACCAUUGGUUGCCAUCAAACUGGAGGCACAAUCAGAUAAUUGCAAACUUUUCUCCCAAAUCUAUCCAGUGAUAGUGAUUCCGAGCACUUAUUUCAUUGACUCGAAUGGCGUUGCGAUCGAAAUCAUCGGCGGUUCCGUUGAAGACCAAAACGUUUUGUUGGAAAAAAUCAACAAAUCUAUUGAUAUCUAUAAACAAAGUUUGUCUUCAAAUGCCACCAAAAAUAUCGAUAAAAGCGAGACCUCUGUAGACAAGCAAAGAGUUUCCAAAACACCACCAAAAGAGUCGACUCCAGAACCUUCGGUGGCGUCGCCUUCUGCGGCAUCGAGUAGUUCCACGUCUUCAGCGACUACUACUUCGCCGGAGUCUGAGAGGCCAUCACUGGACGCAAAGGUGGAGCGCGCGAACCAAUUGAUUGAAGCGCUCCGACAGAAGAAGGCUAAGGAAGAGGAGGAGAGGGAAAGAGCCGAUGAAAUUGAGAGACGAAAAGGUGUGAAAGAAAUGUUGUCCUCAAAGCGUCAGAGAGAAGACAAAGAGGCCAUGGAUUUGGUUAAAGAGAGGGAACGCGAGAAGAGGGAGGAGAGGGCGGCCCGGGAGAGGGUUUUGGCGCAAAUCGCUGCCGACAGAGAAGAACGAAGGGCUCGAAACAUGGCGUUCACUGAACCGAAAGCCACGCAAAGCAAUGACGCGGACUCUGAAAGCAUACAACAAGAGGUUCGCCAAAGAAUUGACACAAAGGCUCGCAUUCAACUCAGACUUCCCGACGGCUCCACUCGAAACAAUGUCUUUGAGGCCAAUGACACACUCGAAAGUGUGCGACAAUUCGUGAUAACAAACCUCAACAUAAGAGCCUUCACUCUCGCGACUCCAUUCCCGCGAAGAGAGUUCGCAACCGAUGACUACAGUCAGACAUUACAGCACUUAUUAUUAUCUCCCUCUUCGGUCUUAAUAGUGGUUCCGAGUUCUGGUUUGGUUCCGAGCUCUCGAGCCCUUAGUUCGCAGUCGUUUGUGUGGCAAAUGAUCACAUCUCUGAUCAGUCCGUUUACUCUGGUCUGGAAUCUAGUGAACAGAUUCUUUGGGUCCAAUCCUAACGUAUCGAACGAAUCGAAUCGAAAUGAGCCGACAGUUAGCAGAAGUGCCGCCGAAAAGAGGACAACAAAAGGGUUUUACAACAAAGACGGCAAUAUCGCCAGAAUGAGGGACACCGCCGACGAUGACUCCGACGACACCAACACUUGGAAUGGAAACUCAACACAACAAAUAGUGUCUGAGUGUCUGAGCUCUGAACCCAUGACUAACUCGACUCCUGAGCCCAACACCAGUCCUGAUGGUGACAGUGAGGACACCGAUCACAUGGACCACAACCACCACAAUGACGAGGAGCAGCACAUGGAGAUGCAGGCGGACCAAGAGGUGCAGCAAUUGGACCAACAGAUUGAAGAGUUGACUCAAUUGGACACCAAAUUGGAUCAAAUCAGUCACUUCUUGGACAAAAUCGAGGAGAAGAAUGAGUCCUUAAGACAACAAAUCAAUAGUUUUCUAAACGAUAUUAAAGAAGAGAAUUCCGUUAAGAAUACCAAUAACCAGAAGAAUAAUUAAUGUAUCCGUUGAGCUGUUCCACACAUUAUCCCAGAAAUCAUUCAUUUAGACAAUUAAGACAAUUAAGACAUUA
This is a messenger RNA of Oppiella nova, 1963 nucleotides long. The record is from the annotation of a GenBank genome assembly. Lineage: Eukaryota; Metazoa; Arthropoda; Arachnida; Sarcoptiformes; Oppiidae.